Drosophila hydei is the source of this 934-nucleotide messenger RNA. RefSeq lists its product as uncharacterized. The coding region runs from base 1 to 846 and encodes 281 amino acids. The record is from RefSeq and is a predicted model, not a curated record. NCBI's taxonomy places the organism in Eukaryota, Metazoa, Arthropoda, Insecta, Diptera, Drosophilidae. The transcript is spliced from 4 exons.
AUGCGCAUCAAUAACAGAAGUUCAUUUUACACAGAACCCCAAAGCCAGCAGCAUCGCACAAAAUUUCAAAAUGGGUUUAAAUUUUCAGCUGAAACGAAGCCGGAAGACCAAUCGGAGGAGCAGGAGUUGGAGGAUGAUUUGCAGUUUAAGACUAUACAAAUCCCACCGAUAUGGGUGGCCAGUGAUCACAGAACACAUGCAGCUCUCAUCUACACAUAUUUCCGCGGACAGACUGCAAGUUUCUUGCCCGCCGACCCAGUCCCAGAAGCUCCCCACAUCAUCAUGACUUUCGAUGCGUACAAGAAGAAGGACUUGAUCAACUUGGUCAAUGCCUGCAGGGAGGAUGUGCCACUCUAUGGCUUCUUCUCCAGCGAUAAUCCGGAGGUUGCCGUUUUCAUAGCCAACUCCGUGGACAAGUACAACACCAAGCCCUAUGUGCCCACCGAUAAAAUUGUGUUGAAAGUGAACAAGGGACCGGGUCCGACAAUCGCGCUGCUCAUGGAAUACGGACCGAGCUAUGUUAGUCCCAACUCUGUGGUUGGACAUAAGGAGGCUGCCAAGUUCUUUCCACCUAGCUACAAAUCCGCACUGCAGGAGGAGGCCGAGCUGCAUGCGGUCAAAGCCGAGAAGCCUAAAAAACGUAAAAAGAACAAGAAGGGCGCCGAUGCCGAGGAAUCUGAACAGCCGGGUGCCAAUGCCCAGGACAAUCAACUGGAGGCGGAUGAGGCGGCCAAAGUGUCACCCGAGGAGGGCGCCUCCACGACAAGCAGCGGCGAGGACAGCUGCGAAAGUCGCCCAGCGACUGCCGACGGCAAUAAUCUGCCUGCUGAUGGGCCGCAACCCUAGAUCACCUUCAAUUCUGGACAUCUUGCUCUGCGUAUACUACAUGGCAUACAAUGCCAUGCUCUUGCUGUCUGUCGUCCUGCUGAAACGA